ACUAGAGACAAGUCACUUUAAAAGCACCAGCUCUCUUUAUUAAUAUUUUAACGAAACUAUAAAACUACACACUAACGGACAUUUCAGUAAUGUGUUGUUUGAGUUUUGAAGAAGAAAAUCGCGGUGCUGUUUUAUAAAGUCGCAACAUUGUAUUGAAACUUGCUUUUUUGAUGCAGCAGCUUCAGCUCACAGACAGAUGAACACAGAAUGUGGAAUAUUCAUUCUUCACCCUGUCUAACACCAGAUCAUCCGAGUCCAGCGAAGCACCCAACCUUACUGCUACUAUUUCUGACUAAUGGGUGCCACGCAUGGGCUUGCCUGGACUCGGCAAUCUCAGCACGGGCCAGAUUGAUGAUGAGGUUCAGUCUCAGCCAUGGCUCAGGAGAAAGAGACGAGCUGUUACAUUGACGAGGUGAUGUUCCAAACUCUAGUUCUUUUGAUUUGUAAUUUGCACUGGAACUAAAAUAAGAGAGGGAAAGGAUGGAGAGGACGGACCAAAGGAGGAAAGUAUCCAGAGGAGACAGCAGGGAAGAGGAGAAUGGAGACGAAUCAGGGAGAGUUGGUCAUUUAAAAUACAAGAUGACUCUGGAAAGCGGGCCUGGAGAGGAUAUAAAAAAGAGCACAGUUCUAUCCUGUCCUGCAGGACCAACAUUAGAUGCAGCUCAACGGCAGAUUUUAAAUAAAAGACAGUGUUCAGAAGAAAUGAAAGAACUGGAAAGCAAUGUGGAAGUGAAUGGUAAAGUGCUUCAGUCCAUACAACCAUCUCUUCGAAAGGAACCUUAUGGACAAUUUAAAAACGUACAACCUAUUUCCCCCGUCUCCUGUGAAUACACUGAUGCCACUUCUUCCUCUACUUCCUCAUGCCCAUCUUCCUCUGGUCUAUUUUCUGCUCUGUCUUUGUCCUCUUCAUCUCCACAGCUAUCUCUUACUCCUUCUCUUCCAACCUCAGUGGAGUUGGAUACAAUGUUGGGAAAUAAGAGCCUUGUGCUGGAUGUGUACCGGAGUGGAGCAGCAGUAAUGCCAGCUCUUUGGGAGAGUGUACCUGAGCAAAUGAGGCGAGUACGGUGCGCCCGACUGGGCUCGGAGGAUGAGGAGGCACUGAAAGAAGCUCUCUUUGUUCUUCCUCAUCUCACUCAACUGCGCUCUUUAACAAUUAGAGGCUACCGCUUCUAUGAUGCCCAAGGCGAGCCCCUUCCAGGCCUUUUGACAUCUAUUCCUCCCUCAUCCUCCUCUCUUUCCCUUCUUGUUCACCUGGAUCUUUCAUUCAAUUGUCUCUCGGAUCUCCCGGCUUGCUUGCUUUCUCUUUCUCAUCUAUCAGAGCUUCUCCUCUGCUAUAACCAGCUGAGCAGUCUUCCGGAUGAGGUGGCUGGCCUCAUAGCUCUUCGCCAUCUCAACUUGCUAGGGAAUAAACUGCAAUGCCUGCCCUCAGGAGUGGGUCUUCUGCUGCAGCUGCAGACACUGGAUGUGUCCUCCAACCAGCUAGAGAGUCUUCCUGAGGAGCUGGGCCAGCUAAAGCAUCUUCAGACCCUGGAGCUUUCAUUUAAUAAGCUUAAAGAACUUCCAAAAACACUGGGCUCUUUACACUCAUUGACGGUGUUGAACAUCAGCAGUAAUGAACUGAGGAGUGUCCCUGAAUUCCUGCCUAACCAAACCAAAGUGAAUGUAUAUAAUAACCCUCUGGGCCGCCCCCCGACUCCUCCGCCACUCCCACCUGUACCAGCAGCCGACACUGCAAUCCCAGAGCUACACCUCGCCUUUAACAAGCACUGGUUUAACAUAUCGCCUGCUGGAGGUCAUGUGUUUGUUCCUGGAGGGGCAGAAGUCCUGUUUCCUAGGGGGUGCGUUAAGAGCCCUACACAGUUUAAGUGGGCCGAAAGCAAACCAAACAAGAAGUGGAUAUGGCUUGAGGAGCAUGACCUUUUACUGAGUACUCCAUUGGAACUCCUCCCACAUGGUGCUACAUUUCAUAAGCCUGUAGAGGUGUGUGUUCCCUACCACAGGACUCGAAAAGGAGAGGUGGUAGUACGCAAAUAUGAUGGUCAGUCAUGGAGCACACUAACCACCGUGACCAGAAGAGGGAGCCCGAAGCACAGCAGCAGACCCAGAGGCAGACCAGCCAGGCUAGCAUGCUGCUCUGUGACACAGUUCUCCUCGUUUGUGGCUGUCUCUCGUCCGGUUAGAGACUCUUGCUCAGUAUCGCAUGCAGGAGCUCUGCUGGUGUCCAGCUACGACAAUGGGAUCAAACUUACAUUUCCCCCUGAUUGCACCACACAGAUGCGGACUGUUACAUUACAGGUUCUGCAGGUGGCACAAUCGGUUGUGCAGGAUCUGACUGGAGACCCACAGGCCAGGGCUAGCCCCCUUCUUUGCCUCUCCCAAACUCCCAGCAUGCAUUUCCUUCAGCCAGUCAAAGUGCAGAUACCCCUGCCACCCGGACUCACUGGCCAUACAGUGGAUGUAUCUCGAUUGCACCUGCUGCAUGGUGACCCUGUGGCCCAAACUUGGACUGAUAUCACCUCUCAGGUGUAUCUAUACACCACACACCUUUAUGCCAUCUUUUCCGUCACACACUUCUCAUGGUACUGGCUGUGGUACACCACUCAUAGUUGUAUCAGUGGAGUUGUAAGGAAGGUGUACCACAGGCUGAGGCAGUUUAGGGUCCAGUUCCUGGUGCUGCAGAGAAAAAAUGAUCUUACGCAAGUGCUGCUGCAGUGCCUGCCUUCAGACAAGAUUGACAAUCGGCUUGCUUCUUUAUCAGAGCAGUAUGAUGGUCCUCAGCCAUCAGAUGUGUGCAGCCUGCUGGAGGGAGAGCAGUUCUUUGCUGGAUUUGAGAGAGGGAUAGACCUUAGCUCUGACCGACCAGACUGCAGAGAGGGAAGACUUGUCUUUACCUUCUACUCUCAUCUUAAGAACAUUAAAGAAGUGCAUGUCAGCCCAACACAUAAACAAGAACAAAUUGUCAGAGGACAGGUGUCCUUCUACAGAGGUGAGGUGCCCAGUGAUCUGCCGGAGGAAUUGGUUCAGAAAAGGAAAGGCCUAAACUGCCAAUGGAUGGCCACACUUCCCCUCAGACUUCCAGGCUCGGACGGUACAGGCAAUCUAUAUGAGGAGAAGCAGUAUCCUCCGUUAAACCUGGGGGAUCCUGAGAGCGGCUACCUGACCGAGACUAACUUGUUGUCCAUCUCGUUCCGCAUCAGCCAGGACUGGCGCAGCAUUGGAAUGAACCUGGGCAUCAGCUAUAAGGAGCUGGAUCGCAUUCAGUUCAAACACAGAGAUAAUCUAGGAACCAUGGUAUUGGAUAUGCUAAUGCACUGGGCAAGAGGGCAGCAGAAGACAGGAGCAGGGGCAGUUCCACAGCUGAUUGCAGCAUUGGUGGCGAGCAGGAGGCAGGACCUUGCCGAUGAAGUGGAGGACAUUGUAAAUCGGGGGAAAGGGAAAUACUUAGAGUCCCUAAAGAGAGUGGGCCUAGAGACAGAGAACCCAACAAUGUCUACUGAGUCUCAACCAAGCUGACACGCACUGGAGGGAGAAUACAGACAUUGUUAAUCUAAUGUCCAUAAAUUACACUAAUUGUGCUGGUCACUGUACAUUUUUUUAUGUUUUAAAAAUAAAUGUAAUUUAUACAGGACAGAUUGACACUAGCAUGCACAGUUCUCAGCAGAGUGUUCAAACUGUCAAGUCUUUUACUGUGUAUUUGGUUGCUAUGACUGAGCUGCUGUUAGGAUGAAUUAUCUCCUCACACACACAUGCUGAAUAAACUCUUGCUAUAGAAACCUGUCUAAAGCAUUACGCCUUACAGCAGCCUACAGUAUUUGAAUCACUUACUAAAACUGGAAAAAAUCUUUACAUUCAGCCCUGCCACUUUAUACAAAUCAGAUUUUAAAUACUGGGUAUUUAAACACAGAUUUGAUAGUAAUAAAUAUAUCAUGUGGAAUAUGGUA
Trichomycterus rosablanca is the source of this 3941-nucleotide messenger RNA. It is a transcript of the gene pidd1, whose product is annotated as p53-induced death domain protein 1. Gene Ontology annotation, biological process: apoptotic process; DNA damage response; signal transduction. NCBI's taxonomy places the organism in Eukaryota, Metazoa, Chordata, Actinopteri, Siluriformes, Trichomycteridae. The record is from RefSeq and is a predicted model, not a curated record. The transcript is spliced from 17 exons. Bases 481 to 3513 code for a protein of 1010 amino acids. Gene Ontology annotation, molecular function: protein binding.